CCUAUAUGACAUGAAAAGGAGCGACAUUGGCAUCAUCCCUGACCAAGUAAUCGACGAGACUAUUCUUACGCUCAACCUCCUCUUUCCAGACUGGGACACUGAUACCAUCAAAUUUUUUAAGAAGAAGAAGAACAAGCACCACCAUAUUCUGAUUGCCGAACCUGCGUAUUACCCUGCCCCGAUCCGCCUCAACGAAUUUUCGUUCUGGAGGGACCGUCUCCACGAACUUUACGUCGAGUUCAAUUCUCCCCCUCCAGCUUGGAAACAACUCUGGAAAGAUCGAAGAAACCCGUUGCAGUGGUACACGUUUUGGUUUGCGAUUCUCACCCUAGGGUUGGUGACCAUUUUGGAGUUAUUGCAUCUGUAACAGCGGUAUAUUCCAUGAACUAUGCACGACAGGCUGCUGAAUAUGCUGCCGCUGCUGAUGCUACUGCAAAGGCUUGCCCCCCUAUAACUUGCGGAAGGGCGCCAACCAUUCUAGCAGAACUAUGACAGGCUAGCCGAACACUCGUCUUUAAAGUGGCUGUUCGAGACCCCGCGGAACGCAAGUGGAUCGAACUCGAGAAUGUUAUGAUGAUCCGCUAUCAAGAUCAAUGGGAUGGGACAGGUGAUUCUGGAUGACGAUAAAUUAUGGUCAUGAGAUUGAUAGGGACUAUCUGCUAUUUUAAUAGCUUGUCAAUGUAGAAGGUUGGGUGUGUGGAAAUGAUUGACCAUUGGUCUUUUCUUCGGAGACAGACACCCCGAGUUAGUGGACUAGACUGCAACCACGAGUGCCACGGUUAUUAUUAUACCAAGGCUGGGCAUAGCACCG
This is a messenger RNA of Hyaloscypha bicolor E, 811 nucleotides long. RefSeq lists its product as uncharacterized. The transcript has 2 exons. The coding region runs from base 11 to 367 and encodes 118 amino acids. NCBI's taxonomy places the organism in Eukaryota, Fungi, Ascomycota, Leotiomycetes, Helotiales, Hyaloscyphaceae. The record is from RefSeq and is a predicted model, not a curated record.